Messenger RNA from Medicago truncatula (barrel medic), 883 nucleotides. Its product is annotated as AP-2 complex subunit sigma. The record is from RefSeq and is a predicted model, not a curated record. Gene Ontology annotation, molecular function: clathrin-cargo adaptor activity. Lineage: Eukaryota; Viridiplantae; Streptophyta; Magnoliopsida; Fabales; Fabaceae. Bases 159 to 587 code for a protein of 142 amino acids. Gene Ontology annotation, cellular component: AP-2 adaptor complex. Gene Ontology annotation, biological process: protein transport; clathrin-dependent endocytosis. The transcript has 5 exons.
GACGCGGUUUGAAAGUAAAAAAAAGUAAAGUGAGCACCACAAUACAAUAACAAUAACAAUAAUAAUAACGUCAUCGUACUCCAUUGUUGAAAUCUUGUUUUUCUUCUUCUCUUCAGCUGAGAGCUAACAUUCUUCUCCUUAUUCGCAAUUCAAAUCAAAUGAUCCGAUUCAUUCUGUUGCAGAAUAGACAGGGUAAAACCCGUUUAGCCAAAUACUAUGUUCCUCUUGAAGAUUCCGAGAAACACAAGGUCGAAUACGAGGUUCAUCGCCUUGUCGUAAAUAGAGAUCCCAAAUACACUAAUUUCGUUGAGUUUCGUACACACAAGGUAAUAUACCGGAGAUAUGCUGGACUGUUUUUCUCACUUUGUGUUGACAUCACUGAUAAUGAGUUGGCAUAUUUAGAGUGCAUCCAUUUGUUUGUUGAAAUCUUGGAUCACUUCUUCAGCAAUGUCUGUGAACUCGAUUUGGUAUUUAACUUCCACAAGGUCUACCUUAUACUUGAUGAAUUCAUUCUAGCGGGUGAACUGCAAGAAACAAGCAAGAAGGCUAUCAUUGAAAGAAUGGGGGAGCUUGAAAAACUAGAGUGAAACAUUACAUUUCAGCAGAGUCACGACAGGGAGACUAUGAUGAUUUGCUAUUGCAAUUGGCGCGAUUCUUGUAUUUUAAUUGUGAUACAGAAUUUUGACUUUUUUCCCACCCUUGAGCCAUGUAUUAUGUACACUUCCAAGGUUUCUUAAAUCUCGUGUUAAUAUAUUGUAGACAUUCAGAAAGUUGGGGUUUUAAGUACCCCUUUUUCAUUAUCUGUGUGUUCUGUUAAAACAAUCCAUUGUGCUUCUUUGUAGUUAGCAAAACACCAGAGAUAUAGAACUGUAUAAUUUUACUU